This is a messenger RNA of Cyprinodon variegatus (sheepshead minnow), 1131 nucleotides long. Its product is annotated as leukotriene B4 receptor 1-like. Gene Ontology annotation, molecular function: complement receptor activity; G protein-coupled receptor activity. The record is from RefSeq and is a predicted model, not a curated record. Gene Ontology annotation, cellular component: plasma membrane. The transcript is spliced from 3 exons. Gene Ontology annotation, biological process: positive regulation of cytosolic calcium ion concentration; complement receptor mediated signaling pathway; inflammatory response. Bases 157 to 1020 code for a protein of 287 amino acids. NCBI's taxonomy places the organism in Eukaryota, Metazoa, Chordata, Actinopteri, Cyprinodontiformes, Cyprinodontidae.
ACACCUCUCUUCCUUGUGCUGUAAAACCACAGCAUGUUGCAACCUGCAGGGAAGGAGAAGAUCUCCUUUAUAAUAAACUAACAGAGACUGAAAGCAGGACGAGAGCCGGAUUUUUUCAUCCAACAAAGAUCACCAAAAAGCCAACCUAAUUAGAGAAUGGUCCACUCUCAGAAUCCAAUACACACAGAGGAAGAAGAUAGUUCCGUAAGCAAUGAUUACGCCACAGCCAUCGGCGCCCUGAUCCUAAGCCUAGUUUUCCUCCUGGGCGUACCCGGCAACCUCUUCAUCGUCUGGAGCAUCCUAGCACGCACCAGGAAGCGCUCCGUCACCACCAUCCUCAUCCUCAACCUGGCGUGUGCAGAUGGAUUGCUGAUGGCACUCACCAUCUUCUUCAUCAUCUACCUGGCCAAGCAGUCAUGGAUCUUCGGCUCAGUUUUGUGUAAAGGUCUCUUCUACUUGUGCAAUGCCAACAUGUACGCCUCCAUCUUCCUGAUCACCCUGAUGAGCGUUCACAGGAUGGUGGCAGUACUGUUUCCACAGAAGCUGUUUCUAAUAACCAGAAAGAUUGUGAUUAGGGUGAUCCUGGGCAUGUGGGUUCUGGUCAUGGUGAUCGCCAUCCCCUCAUUGGUGUUUCGAGAACUGGAAGAGGAGCCUGAUGGCAAUACCACUAAGACACGGACAGUGUGUGCGCCGAAUCACACCAUUGCCAGUCAUUUUUCCUUUCUUUCUUUCUUUUCAUCCCACAGGCUGGACAGCAUUCAUCAGUCCUGCCGAGCAGUGACCUCAGCUUUGGCUUUCAUCAGCAGCUGCGCCAACCCUGUCCUUUAUACUUUUGCUGGAAAGUCCUACAUCAAGAAAAACGGCUUUGCCUUCAUGGCUAAGCUCUUUGAAGGCACGUCGUCAUCGGAUCAAUCAGCAAACAAAAUGAGUCGUGUGAUUAGCAAAGACAGUACGGGAUAUAUUAAAAAUGAGUCAAUAAACAAUGAAAGUAUAAAUAUAGCAAAUGGAUCAAGGAUCUAGCUAAAAGCACCGAAUAGACCUAAAUGCAUGUUUUCUGGGAGAAGACAAGUUACACUGUAAAGCCUUCAAUUUUUAAACAUUACCAUCAAUUACUACAGACUAAAACACACA